AGGCGGGUCCCAAUCGCGCCAGUGGCCAGCAGAGGGCGUUCGGAUCCCCCCAGCGGGCGCUGGUCGCACAAGCCGCCAUAUUGGGCGGCGCAGGAGCCCGGUGACCCGCUGACACUCCGCUACUCCAGAUAGCCGAGCCCAUGUCGGGCGUGCCGUUAUCUCCGGAGGCCCCGGGUGUGGAACGGGUAUCCCGGGCCCCCAGCUCCCCUCGUUCCCCCGCCAGGCGCUGCCUAUUCGGCCCGGUGGAUCACGAGCUGUUGGCCCGGGACCUGGAGCGGAGCCUUCGGGCGAUGGAAGAGGAGAAGCGCGAGAGGUGGAACUUCGACUUCCGCAAUCACCGGCCGCUACCGGGGCUCCUCGAGUGGGAGGAAACGGACAAGACGCCCGAAUUCUACCACCGGGAGCCCAAAUCAUUGCGGGCCGAGGCGAGUCCGGCGGAAUCCCGAGCAAAGAAGCGCAACGGAGAGGCAACGGAUUCCUCUGCCCCCUCCAUGAAGAAAUCUCACAGGAAAGAAGCUGAAGACACAGCAGGAGGCAGCUUAACUCCUCCCCCAGAGGAAACGCCCAAGAAGACCAAACCCAGCACGUAAAGGAAUGGGACUCCAGACCACCCUCCCCCAGUGCUGGCUGGCUCUUGCCCACUCAGCCUGUUGUUCUCUGUCACUGGUGGGAGACUCUCGCAAGCACUGAUACAGAGUAACACUACAGAGCCCGGGGCAUAUGAUGUAGCAUUUGUGCAAUUAGGCACCCUCUCUCUCUCUCUUUCUCGCUUCUCUCACUACCUGUGUAAUCUCCACCUCUCCCCAUGUAGCACAUAAAUUGAUUUAGAGGGGGCAGGGUGGGGUGUGAAACGGGUUUCACCCUGAUCUGAGUGAAGAGAACUAUUUGGGGGCUUUUUAAAACAUUUUUUUUUUGAGAAUCACAAAACCUCGUCAGCACAUGAGUGGCCUUUGCACGUUAUUCUGCACGCUGCACCAUUGGAAUACAACUCCCAGAAUCCUCAGUCAACCACUGCUCUUUGCAGAGAAUAAGGGCGCCGUAAAGUGCAGCCUCAGGCAAAUCACUUUGUUGGCUAAAAACUCACCUGAUCAACUGGUACAGUUUUACCAGGUUUACCUUGAUGUAUUUCCCCUUUAAAAGAAAGUUAACAUAUGAUGAGGUUUUAUUAUGUACAGAACAUUCCUUCUCUUUGUUUGUACCUAUGGGUAGGAGCUGGCAUAUUGCUUUCUCUACCAGUACAUUAUGCCCCACCACAAUGCUCGCCUAUCCUUCACCCAUUCCCCUCCCCCUACCUGACACACUGUCCCCCCACCACCCCAGACCCUAUGGGGAUCUGCUACUGUUCAUAGGUUAUCUCCCAUUCAAGCAACUCUGUACCUGACAACUGCCUUUAACUAUUAAAGGGAAAAUACACCAACGCAAAAUGUUAAAAAUAGAAUAUUUUAUGAGUACCCCUUUUCUAUGUAAAUAGAGGUUCCCUCCUGCAUAUCUGGCUUUAUUUUCCUUUUUUAAAUGACAUUUCAUUAGUUCAGUAUCUUAAUAACGCUGCCUUUUUUUUUGUUUUAAAGGAACACUAACAUAUAAAAGUCUAAAGGGAAACAUGUAACAUGAACUAUAAACGUCAGUAUUUCCAAAUUUGCUCCCCCUACAGGUAGCUGGAGGAAAGCACAAUUGUUUUUAACAACUUCCUGUUAGGAGGCUGCUGUUUAAUAGCAGGAAGUUAAGUACGCAAGGAUAAUGUCUUCCCAUCCCCACCCAGCCUACUGAAUGAAAGCACUUAUUAAAUCCUAAUCAACGACUAGGACAUAUUAUUCAACCAGUGUGCAGCUUGAUUUACCAGUCAAUAUUGUCCAUUUAAUAUGAUGCAUUCCAGAUACCCAAAAACCUCUUCUUUCUUUUAACCCACCUACAUAACAAGGGGGUGUCCUUUCAAUGACCCCCCCCCCCCAGAAAUAAUGUGUUUUACAUCUCUCAUGUGCUGCAAGGUUACGAGCUCCACAGUGUUUUUUUCUUUUUUUUAAUGUUUUUUUUCUGCUUUUUUAUGAUUUUAUUACUUUUUUUAUGUGUGUACAUAUAAAUUUAUAUAUCUAUUUUUUAAUUUGUAAUAUGGUUUGAAUUUUCUUUGCAAAUUCUGGUCUUAUAAACACUGGCAACAGCUGUUUGACAGAAGAUGGGUUGUUAGCUUUAUCGUUUUAUUUUUUUCAUAUUUUUGGUGUGGGUGUGCACUCAGAAUUCAACAAACAGGUUCCGUUAUUAAAAAAAAAAAAAAAAACCCAAAGGGUCUCAUUCUUUUCCUUAGUAGAACAGGAUCCCUUCUGCUGUGAUGAAGGGGUUAAACACAAUGCUGCAAAUUUACUUAUUAUUGCUGUGUUAAAUUAAGAAAAAAAUUAAAAAACAAAAUUUUUUGCACCUGUUCCAAUAUUUUGAUAUUUUUAUUUUUUAAAUCCCCAUUUUUUUUAUUUUAUUUUUUUUUAAGCAUGCAUAGGACAGUCACAUCCCUGUAUGGCUGCCCAAUAGGAAAAUGUAGCAGCAGAGCCUUUUUUUGGUAAAGGGGAUAGUUUGCUGUUUGAUUAAUUUUUAAUACAACUACGACAGUGAUAGAAUGAUUUGCAAUUGGUCUUCAUUUUAUUCAAACUGGUUCAGCUGCUCUCUAGCUUGACAUUUUAGCUGGUUGCUAGGGUCCAAUUCAUCCUAGCAACUAGGGAUGCACCAAAUCUACUAUUUUGGAUUCGGCCGAACCCCCGAAUUCUUCGCGAAAGAUUCGACGAAUACCGAAUCCGAAUCUUAAUUUGCAUAUACAAAUUAGAGGUGGGAAGGCAAAAACAUUUUUUACUUCCUUGUUUUGUGACAAAAAGUCACACCAUUUCCCUUGCCCCUAAUUUGCAUAUGCAGAAUCCGAAUCCUCCCGAAAAAGGCCGAAUCCCGAACCAAAUCCUGGAUUCGGUGCAUCCCUACUAGCAACCAGGCAGAGGUUUGAGAGACGGGAGACGAGGGCCUCAAUUAACUGCCCAUUUAAUUAGUAUUGUAGAGCAACAAGCAGGGUUGGUGUAUUCUUCUCUGCUCCAUAAUAAUUGCUCUUCUUUGCAAGGCUGCAGUGUUCUGUUAGGCAGGAAUACUGAUUUGUAAUUGGUGGAGCCUAUAUGCAUGCUUAGUAGUGAUCUAUUCAGCUAUUUGGGUGUAAUUUUUUUACCACAUUGAUAAUUAUAUCUGUAUUAUAAUAAAAAUAUAUUCUUAAUUUAGCAACUGUAGGCAGGACACAGCUGGUCCCUCUAUUCCUCAUAGAAACUUACAAGGGGUAUGUGACCUGCCUAAAUGGGGAUAUACUUUUGUACCCUUUAAAAAAAACGCUGUAUAGUUAUUGCCCCACCCCUGAGGAGCCAGUAGUGGGUCAUAACAAGGCAACAUCUUCUUUAUUUUAACAUAAGCAAAAACAAGUAAAUUCCCUUCUAUUCAAUAGAUCUUUGAUUCUAUAUCAUUCAGAUAUGAUCUAGGUCAAUUUCCAGUUGGAGCUGGCCCCGCCCCUCCUAUCACUCCGCCAAGGAGUAAUUGAACAGAAGGGGUUGGGCUCUGCAUAGCCAGUGUAUGUAGCAUACUAAAUGAUGGCAGGAUUUGAGGUGCAUGUGAGUAUUGCUGUGUAAAAACAAAAAACAAAAAAAACACUGAGAAAUUGUACUAACUUAUUUAUGUGUAAACAAGAAAAAUGAAAAGACAAAAAAAAGAAAUUGUUUAAUCUAGAAAAUUGAUGAAUUUUUUUUUUUCAUGAAGCCAAAGCGGCAGAAUUCAUUGUGUCUGUAAAUGCCGUGUUUUGUUUUUUUUUCCAUUUGUAGCUUUUUUUGAAUGUUUUUUUUCUUAAAAAAUUUUUUUUUGGCUAUUAAUGGAUUGCAGACUGAGCCGGAUGCAUUUGUAAAUCUUUUUUCAGUUGGAAAAAAAAUAAUAAUAAUGGUUUUAAAUGUCUGAUUUCUGUUCCUACGUCAAGCAAUCAUUUACAUUAAAUAAAUCUACGCAGAAA
This is a messenger RNA of Xenopus laevis (African clawed frog), 4009 nucleotides long. It is a transcript of the gene cdkn1b.L, whose product is annotated as cyclin-dependent kinase inhibitor 1B. The record is from RefSeq and is a predicted model, not a curated record. The transcript has 3 exons. NCBI's taxonomy places the organism in Eukaryota, Metazoa, Chordata, Amphibia, Anura, Pipidae. Bases 141 to 590 code for a protein of 149 amino acids.